Messenger RNA from Closterium sp. NIES-65, 3666 nucleotides. The record is from the annotation of a GenBank genome assembly. Lineage: Eukaryota; Viridiplantae; Streptophyta; Zygnematophyceae; Desmidiales; Closteriaceae.
AUGGCAAGAUUCAUUCAGAUUCUGUUCAUGUCCCUUUUCCAUGGCUUCAACUUCUUUCAGAUGCCCUCUGACCCUCCAACUGUUGGCAACCUGAACCUUCGUCGAGGAAUAACAUUUCUCUCGCUUGUCGCGAUGACCUUGUUCAACCUCAGUCAGCUACCUAUAUUCAUGGAGGAGCGUCUGGUCUACUACAAGCAUUCAUCUGCCCAAAGCUUUCGCACAUACACCUACCUGUUGGCCCAUGUGUUGGCUGGAGCUCCCUUUUCAAUCAUAGAGGCAACUGUGUGGUCCAUCGUCGUGUAUUUUUUGGCUGGAUUUUCACUCAGUGAUGGUGGUGUCCACUUCUGGAUUUUCGUUGCCAUUAUGAUUCUCACCGUCCUACAUGGGUCAGCCAUGGUCCGUUUCAUUGCCUUCUCCACCCGGAAUCCUGCUGCUGCUGCCUUCUUUUCUGCACUUCUUGUGGGCCCUUCAGUUUUCCUCUUCAUUCAUCUCCUCAUUCCCCAAUCCCUCAUCCGGGGUUACUGGAUAUGGGUGUACCGGAUUGAUGCUCUCCAGCCUGCUACUGGUAUAGAUGUGUUGCCAUCAGAGCCUCGCAAUGGCCAUGAUGUUGCAGUUGAGUUCGGGGAGAUAGAAGCCAGGAAUGGCGAGUCAGAGGGAUGGCAGGCUGUAUGUCCACCGCUUCAGCCAGUGGUGCUGGCAUGGCAGAAUCUUUCCUACAAGAUCACAUCCGUCCAUUCUGAUAGAGACAUGGAAGUUCUGAAAAGCAUCUCAGGCUGGGUGAAGCCUGGUGAGAUUACAGGAAUAGUGGGAGGAAGGGGUGCAGGCAAGACAAGCCUUCUCAACUGUCUUGCUGGGCGAAAGAUUCGUGGGCGAAUCACAGGCCAGUUGUCGAUCAAUGGUCUGACUCGUGACCUUGAAUCCUUCAUCCAAUGCACGGCAUACAUUGAAGGAGGCCAUCAGCACUAUCCGUAUCUUACAGUUCGAGAGAGUCUUAUGUAUCGAGCCGACCUUCUGCUGCCACAAUCAGUGUCGCGCAAAUCACGUAACUCGUUUGUGGACAAGAUUCUGAAGGUCACUCGAGUACAUGACCUUGCAGAGUAUUUGGUAAAUGACCUCCUUACUUCAGGUGGCAGCGGUCUGGUAUUUACAGAAAAGCCAAUCGUGCUGGCCAUGGAGCUUGCAGGAAACCCCUCGGCUCUUUUUCUUGACACCCCCUUCAUUGGCAUGGACAUGCAGCAGAUUGUGCAGUUUGCAGAGAUUCUAGACAGCGUGGCAACAGGUUGGGGCAAGGCCAUGGUAGUGUCAACCAACGUGCCAACAGUGGUUCAGCUCAACAGCUUCACUUCUGUGCUCAUGCUACGCAGUGGAGGUGAAAUGGUAUACUUUGGACCUGCUGGUCAAUUUGGCUCUGCCAUUGUGGAAUACUUCCAGUCCAUACCUGGCACUCCCAUUCUCCCUGACAACAUGAAUCCCAUCAGCUUCUUACAGUAUGCAAUGGGAGAAGGCGUUUCAGAGUCUGUAGCUGCACGUGACUAUGCGUUUGAGUAUCGAAUCAGCAACCUGGCCAUGAGCAACGGCCAGCACCUGCGGAAGCUUCGUCGCAAUCCCAACUCCUUCUAUGCUUCAGAAGCAUCAGACUCAACUGCUGCUAUGCCAGCACUUCCUGGAUCUGGUCAGGUAGCCGCGCGUUCAAACCAAGGCAGAACAGAUGCCAGCACUGUACUUGCCAGUGAGGAACCUUCUUUGCAGUCCAGGAAGCCUGGAAACGCUCUGAGACCCACCUCAACGCCUACUUAUGAGCCAGAAACUUCAAUGAAAGACACACUACAAAGAAGUCGCUGGUGCCUGCCGCAGUCUCUUUACAUGUCGCGUCUGGCAAAGGUUUAUUGGUCCAUCAACGUCCUCUACUGGCGGAACACCUCUUAUACCCUGUCCCGUGCAGUUGUCGCUUGUGUCCUGGGCCUCGUUAUUGGCUCCCUCUUUUUCGACCUACCCUGCUCUACUCUCCUCCAGAUCUCAGCGCGUGCUGGAUUUGUGUUCACACUGCUCAUCUUUGGGCCCACCUCUAAUGGAGGAACUGUGGUGGGAAUGCUGACACGCAUCCGCCAUGUGUUCAACAGAGAAAGGCUCAAUAAACAGUACUUUGCUUCAACAUACAUCAUCUCCUUCACACUGGUUGAGAUUCCGUAUCUUAUUGUAACAACUCAGAUAUUUUUUGUCAUAUCAACGGGCCUAGCUCAAGUUGCAGUUUCCAGCUUGUCACAGUUCUUCGCAUUUUGGUUCUCCCACUUCCUUUUCUCCCUCGAUAUCACCUACCUUGGGUUUCUUCUUUCAGUGGCUCUUCCAAACCCAGGACUCGCAUUCAUGCUCGUGCCUAUGGUGUCUGGAGUAUGGAUAAGCACUGCAGGAUACGUGGUCCCAUACAGUUUAAUGCACUUCUUCUUCAGGCCAUUUUAUUGGACCAACCCUUUACAGUAUGCAUUGAAUGCUAUGACUGCCAUAGCUUUCUACUGCGACACCAAAAGCCCCAGUUGUAUACUGCACGAGAGGGCGGCAAGGCAGCGACAAAUGGAGCGGAGGGAGUCGAAACAGGAGCAAAUGGACGAGCGGGCAACGAAGCACAAAGAGACGGGGGAGGGCGUGGCGAGUCAGCAGCAGGAGAACGCGGCAGAGGAGCGUCUGUGGAAAGGGAAGGAGGUGGAACGAGAAGGGGGGGAGGGUAUGGACGGUAUGAGGAAAGAUGCUGAGAAGGACGAGAAGGGUCCCCCGCCCCCGCCUCCUCCAAAGGGGGCUUCAGCGAGCGAACUUGCUUCGUUCAAUGCCCGGCUGCGGGACUGGGGGGCUCGUGUGAAAGCUGCUCUUGCUGCGGCGCAGAAGAGGAUUCUGCGCACUGAGGGAGAGGUGACAAAGAAGAGGAAAGCGGAGGAGUGUCAGAGAAAGGCUGAGGAGGUGAAGAGAAACAAGGCGGAGGGUGCACGGAGGAAGCGGGAAGAGGCAAAAAAGGCUGCUGAGAUGAGGGAGGAGAGGGAGAGGGCGCGGGAGGAAGAGAAGAGGGUGAAGAAGGAGGAGAAGAGGAAGGAGAACGAGAGGAGAAAGGAGGAAGAGACGAGACAGAAGGAGGAGAAGAGGAAGGAGAACGAGAGGAGGAAGGAGGAAGAGACGAGACAGAAGGAGGAGAAGAGGAAGGAGAACGAGAGGGAAGUGAGGAAGGAGGAGGAGAAGAGGCGGGCGCAGGAAAAGGAGAGGGAGAGGGCAAAGAAGGAGGAGGCGGCAUUCGAUGAGCAGAUGGAGCAGCUGGAGGAGGAGUGGCAACGGCGGCAAGCAGAUGCGCCAAUGACCUACGAGGAAUACUCAAGCAGUCUGACGCAGCUCCGGAAGCAAGCAGCCAGAGCUGGUGUUGGCAGCAGCCGCAUCCCUGGCACCACCCCACUCCACUUCUGGGACAUCCCCUGGCCGCCAGCAGGCAACUGCCUGUUCCUCUCCCCUGGGGACCCACCUGGGCUGAAGAGGAGAAAGGCUAUGGAUGCGCUGCUGUUCUGGCAUCCGGAUAAGUUCCUCAACUACUAUGGGGGACGGCUGGUGGCAGGGCAUAGGGAAGCGGUGCUCAAGAAGGUGGCUGGGCUGAGUCGAGAGGUGGUGGUGGCUGCUCAAAGGGUGAGGGGAUAG